AUGGGCCUCUUCGGCAUGGCCCUGAGCUACUUGCUCUUCUCAUUACUGCACUUUUGCCAGUUUGUAAUGGCACUGGUUGUCAUAGGUCUCUAUGGCACCGAUCUCGACCGGGCUCGCAAAGCUCAUGUAUAUGCUGAUGGAAAAUGGGUCUACGCGGUCGUCGUUGGAUCACUGUCCGCCCUGACUUCGAUCCUCUACUUCAUCCCUUUCAUCCUCCGCUUUGCUCUAGUGCCGGCCUGGAGCUUGGUUAUCUUCAUACUCUGGUGCGCAGUAUUUGGCAUCUUUGGCAAGAUGUACAUCCACGAGAACCCGGAAGGAAACGGGGAUAUCACCCGGAUGAAGAACGCCGUGUGGAUCGACCUGGUCAACUUGCUGUUAUGGUUCGUGGGAACAGUCUUUGGUGCCGCCUACUGGUGGGCUCACAAGGAGCGACACAGCCGAUUUACAGGACGCGCCACCCUCGGCCGUAAUGCCUCGACACGAACCUCGUCUGCUUGGAGGGCGUAA
Messenger RNA from Truncatella angustata, 507 nucleotides. RefSeq lists its product as uncharacterized. The transcript has 2 exons. The coding region runs from base 1 to 507 and encodes 168 amino acids. NCBI's taxonomy places the organism in Eukaryota, Fungi, Ascomycota, Sordariomycetes, Amphisphaeriales, Sporocadaceae. The record is from RefSeq and is a predicted model, not a curated record.